AUGGUUUGGUCCAGUUUUGACCGGAAAACUGUCUUGACCAGAGACUGGAAUGGUGAUACUGAGUUCGUCGUCGGAGUCUGGGCAGACUCGUCUCGAUGCUCAAUAGGAAAAGGAGAAGGAGAAGGAGAAGGGGCAGAUUUUUCCUCUGGUAGACCUCGAGCUGGGAUAUCGACGGGGAGAUCGGCUGCUCUCGAACUCAAACGGAGAUCGAUGGAAGUCGGGCGACAGUCGCUAGAGGAGAAUUGGAAAAUGGAAAUGAUGGUGUCGUCUCGUGGUCGUGGUCAUCACUUGUCAAGAGCCGCUCCGUAG
Messenger RNA from Linum trigynum, 309 nucleotides. NCBI's taxonomy places the organism in Eukaryota, Viridiplantae, Streptophyta, Magnoliopsida, Malpighiales, Linaceae. The record is from the annotation of a GenBank genome assembly.